Geodia barretti is the source of this 468-nucleotide messenger RNA. The record is from the annotation of a GenBank genome assembly. NCBI's taxonomy places the organism in Eukaryota, Metazoa, Porifera, Demospongiae, Tetractinellida, Geodiidae.
AAGAUACAGUUUAUUGCAGUUUACUUCUAAUCUUGAAGGCGAGUCCUUUCAGUUCAAUAUAUUCCAGGACAGUGACUAGAGUAUCCCAGGAGCAUGAUGCCAAACUGACGAUAUUUAGAUCGGAUCCUCUUCAUGAUGUGUACGUGUUCUUCACCAUCCACUGGAAACCUCAGGAGAAGUGGAAGUUUUGGAGUAUCGGAUCCAAGGGGGCCUGAAGGAGUUGAACCUGUGACUGGAGGCUUUGUGCUCCCACCGUCCAAUAGCUCUACUGGAUUUGGAAUAAAACUCAGUGCCAUGGGUUUUCUUUUAAAACAAUACUAUAUGUCCAUGGAUGUGCCCUUGUCAGUAGUUAAAUUUUAGCAUGCUAGCUAUGUGUAUUUUCGGCAACAGCGAAUGCAGAGCGAACGGAGCGAGCACACACUAAUUAUAUCUGUAUACAAGAGCAAUCCUAGCCUAUAUUGCAACUUG